GGGUGGACAAGUGGUUUUUUGGCAACUGCUCGUACUCUACGCCUUCCAAAGGAAGGACCCUUCCCAUUCCCAUUCCCCAUCAUCAUCACUCCCAAUGCAUUUUUCUCCCUAAACCCCAUUUCCUCUCCUCUUUAAUAAUCUUCCCUUCCUUUGGAAUCCACAAUUUCUCUGCCCCCGCUGAAUAAUCGCUUUUUUUCACUCUACUCCUCCUUUGAUUACCUGCAUUUUGUUUAGUAAUCCAUGGCAACGCCUCACCAAACCUCUGAUCGAUCAACAUCUACUGACUUGGAUGAGGGAUUGAACAUUUUGGUUCUGGAUGCAAAGCAGAGGCUUGGUAAUCAGGAUGUGGUUGCUGUUGGUCUUAUGAGGAAUGGCGAAGAUCAGUUGGGAUCUUUGUCUUCUGUUGGAGACCCUGAGACUGCCUAUUCAUCCAAUGCUUUUGCUUCUCAUGCACAGCUCCAUAGCGAAAGUGAAGCUCUUAAAUGGGGUUCAUAUUUUCCAAAUGUUAACGCUGAAGGCUUGGAAAAUGAUUCUACUGACGUCUAUAAUGAAACUCCAUCUCUUGGACUGUAUGACUCUGGGCACAGCUCUCAAAUGCAGCAGAGACAUUUUGCUUCACUCUCAUCUCAGCUUCCUUCUGUGAUUGGCCAUAGCCAAUUGUACAAUGGAAGAUACUUCCCUACCCCAGAUCCACCCUAUCACCAGCAACUAGUUCCUCAAAGUCUUUCAUAUGCUACUUCACCAGUCUCAGUGUCUCAUUCAAAAUUUCCUGUAAACAUUGAGGUGCAGGGGGAAGAGAGGAGAUUUAUGCCAACACCAAAUUGCCUGACUCUGUUGGGAUCUUAUGGCAGAGGAAGCAACUUGUUUGGAAACUCUUCCAAGCUCAGUUUCUCAGGCCAAGGGUGUGACAGUUUUGAGGCUGCUGGAUUCCAUGCAGAUUGGUUGAAACCUUUGAAUAGCAGUUCAUUAUUCCAGUUGUCAUAUCCUGAAGCUUGUCCAGAACCAGUCACUUCCCUUGAGUUUCCCAGAAAUGAGUUUGGAUUGGGUUCUUUCCAGAAAGCAUCAUUUCAUGGGUUUGGAUCAUGCUCUAGUUUGAGCUCCAGAGGCUACUCCAAUAUUAGAAGUGAUCUAGGCUGUAGCUAUGGAAGUACAGUUGCUUCUAGCUUGGGCAUAAAUGGUAAAAGCUGGCCAACCCUUGACGAAGCAAGACAAGCAAGAAGGUGCAAUGACUUCUCAUGCAGUUGUACAGUAGCACUUGAUACGCUAAGUGAGCGAAACAGAGGACCUAGGGCAUUUAAACCAAAAGGUCAGACUGCAAAUGGGUUGGUUAUCAACAAUUGCAGGAAUGAAAAAAUUAAUGGCAUUAGCACUGGGUUAUACAACGAACAGGAUUUUAUCACUGAUUACAAGGAUGCAAGGUUCUUUGUCAUCAAAUCUUAUAGUGAAGAUAAUGUUCAUAAGAGUAUAAAGUAUGGUGUCUGGGCAAGCACUCCAAGUGGCAACAAAAAACUAGAUGCUGCUUAUCAUGAAGCAAAGGGGAAACAAAAUAUAUGCCCAGUUUUUCUGCUCUUUUCAGUGAAUGCUAGUUCUCAGUUCUGUGGAGUGGCUGAGAUGGUUGGAUCUGUGGACUUUGACAAGAGUGUGGAUUAUUGGCUUCAAGAUAAGUGGUCUGGACAUUUCCCUGUAAGAUGGCACAUUAUUAAAGAUGUUCCAAACAGUCAGUUUCGGCACAUUCUUGUCAGAAGUAAUGACAACAAGCCAGUAACUAAUAGCAGAGAUACUCAAGAGGUGGAAUUGGAACAGGGAAUUGAGAUGUUGAACAUUUUCAAAAACUAUGGAAGUUACUCAUCUAUCCUUGAUGAUUUUUACUUUUAUGAAGAGCGGCAAAAAGCAAUGCAGGAAAGGAAGUCCAGGCAGCAAGCAAGCCUGGCAGUUAGUCCAGAAGAUGUAGUUAGCGAAUCACAUUAUCCUGUUUCACUUUCUAAUGACAUUGAAAAGAAAAUGACCAAGAGCUUUGCACAGGCUGUGUUGUUGAAUGGCAAUGACAAAGAAGAUCCAGCAGCUGGAAAGGUUUUAUCCACCCUGACCUCCAGCACUGGCCGGGGCAGAUGAUAUCCGAAAUAAGCAUCUUGCCGACAACAUCAUUUGCAUCAAAUUAAUGAAAUAGGUAUCAAGUUUGCACUUCAUAUUGCCUCAUAUACCUGUAUUUGUUCGUCAUUAUAUUAUAUUAUUUAUUUUUUUCUACUAUGCUACUCCUCAAGUUUUGAGAAACUUUUACAUAUUUGGGAGAUGGUUUGAAUUGUUUUAUAGGAUUGACUUGUUUCAUAUGAUAUUAUACCAAUGAAUUUCUGCAGUAUUU
Molecule: messenger RNA, 2359 nt
Organism: Rubroshorea leprosula
Lineage: Eukaryota; Viridiplantae; Streptophyta; Magnoliopsida; Malvales; Dipterocarpaceae
Source: the annotation of a GenBank genome assembly